Perognathus longimembris pacificus (Pacific pocket mouse) is the source of this 2298-nucleotide messenger RNA. RefSeq names its product 1,25-dihydroxyvitamin D(3) 24-hydroxylase, mitochondrial. Bases 200 to 1744 code for a protein of 514 amino acids. The transcript has 12 exons. The record is from RefSeq and is a predicted model, not a curated record. Gene Ontology annotation, biological process: glucocorticoid biosynthetic process; C21-steroid hormone biosynthetic process; cellular response to peptide hormone stimulus. Lineage: Eukaryota; Metazoa; Chordata; Mammalia; Rodentia; Heteromyidae. Gene Ontology annotation, molecular function: monooxygenase activity; heme binding; iron ion binding. Gene Ontology annotation, cellular component: mitochondrial inner membrane.
CCCGAGCCCGCGAAGGGCCCCUGCGUUCCCAGGGCGCCGCCCCCUGGCCGCGCCGUCCAGCAUCCUUACCGCUGUGCCUUGUGCUCCGGCCCCAGUUCCACCCUCUCCAUCCCACCUCCUGGCCCCCCAGCCCCCCCCCCCAGCACCUCCUCACCACGUUGUGCUCUUCAGUCCCCGUGCCCCCCCCCUCCCCGGUACCAUGAGUUCCCCGAUGGGCAAGUCGCGCUCCCUGGCCGCCUUCCUGCGACGGCUGCGCAGCCUCCAUCAGCCCCCCAGACCCAUGGGGUCGAAGCCGUGCGCGCCCUCUCCGCGGCGCGAGGUGCCCCUGUGCCCCCCGAUGGCCUCGGCCGAGACGCAGAGCGCGUGCGCCCUGCCCGGCCCCACCAACUGGCCCCUGCUGGGCAGCCUGCUGGAGAUUCUUUGGAAAGGGGGCCUGAAGAAGCAGCACGACACGCUGGCCGAGUACCACCAGAAGUACGGCGAGAUCUUCCGCAUGAAGCUGGGCGCCUUCGACUCCGUGCACCUGGGCUCCCCCGGCCUGCUGGAGGCGCUGUACCGCACCGAGGGCGCGCACCCGCAGCGCCUGGAGAUCAAGCCCUGGAAGGCCUACCGCGACCACCGCCAGGAGGGCUACGGGCUGCUCAUCCUGGAAGGGGAGGACUGGCAGAGGGUUCGCAGCGCUUUCCAGAAGAAACUCAUGAAGCCCGUGGAAGUUAGCAAGCUGGACAACAAAAUGAACGAGGUCUUGGCUGAUUUUGUGGGUAGAAUAGCUGAGCUUUCUGAUGCCAGAGGCCACAUUGAGGACUUGUACGGCGAGCUGAAUAAAUGGUCCUUUGAAAGUAUCUGCCUCAUCUUAUACGAGAAGAGAUUUGGGCUCCUUCAAAGGAAUGCAGAGGAAGAGGCUCUGAACUUCAUCACGGCCGUCAAAACAAUGAUGAGCACCUUUGGGAGGAUGAUGGUCACCCCAGUAGAGCUGCACAAGAGCCUCAACACCAAGGUGUGGCAGGACCACAUGCUGGCCUGGGACACCAUCUUCAAGUCGGUCAAGGCGUGUGUCGAUAACCGGUUAGAGAAAUAUUCCCAGCAUCCUGGCACCGAUUUCCUCUGUGAUAUUUAUCACCACCACCAGCUUUCCAAGAAGGAGCUGUACGCGGCUGUCACCGAGCUCCAGCUGGCUGCGGUGGAAACGACAGCAAACAGCUUGAUGUGGAUUCUCUAUAAUCUAUCCCGAAACCCGCAAGUACAACAAAGACUUCUUCGGGAAAUUCAAAGUAUAUUACCUGAGAACCAGGUGGCCCGGGCAGAGGAUUUAAGGAAAAUGCCUUACUUAAAGGCCUGCCUGAAAGAGUCCAUGAGGAUUACCCCCAGUGUGCCAUUUACAACUCGAACUCUUGACAAGACCACAGUCCUGGGUGACUAUGUUUUACCCAAAGGAACGGUGUUGAUGCUAAAUACCCAGGUGCUGGGGUCCGAUGAAGACAGUUUUGAGGAUGCAGACCAGUUCAGACCAGAACGCUGGCUUCGAGGGCCGAGGAAGAUCAGCCCCUUCGCACACCUCCCGUUCGGCGUCGGGAAGAGGAUGUGCAUCGGCCGCCGGCUGGCCGAACUCCAGCUCCACCUGGCGCUGUGCUGGAUCGUUCGCAGAUACGAGAUGGUGGCCACCGACCGCGAGCCCGUGGAGAUUCUGCAUCUGGGCCUCCUGGUGCCUAGCCGUGAGCUCCCCAUUGCCUUCGUCCCGCGGUAGGGUGCUGGGAGUUGUUUUUUUUUUGUUUUUUUCCAUGGAGAUCAAGAAAAGCAGUGUUUGCCUCCCUGCAAGAAUGGUGCUUGUGAUUUCGGCAUCAAUGGAAAACCAACCUUGAACCUGGAGCGCAACAGCCUAGAGCCCAAGGGGCCCAUCCUCCCCCCACACAGCUGCGGGGACCGCUGCGGUGCCUCGCUGGCCGUACUUGCUGACCACAUCCCACACAGAGGAGCACAGGGGUGGGAGCCAGCACUGUCCCCACCCCCCUGUCCUGUACACCCGCUCCUUCUAGUGCCUCCCUCCUUCCCUCCCACCCAUGGAGUUGUUCACUGCCCUUUCUCUUCUGCAUGACAUGAAAUCAGAGCAAGGCACUUGCCCUCAAGUCGUGUAAAGGUUAUUCCAUGUUUCUACACCAGCCUUCCAAGUUCACGUUGUUGGGUUUUUUUUUUUUUUAUUAUUCUGUCAGCCUUGGGGCUUGAACUCAGGGCCUGGGCACUGUCCCUGAGCUUUUCUGCUCAAGGCCAGUACUUGGAGCCACAGCUCCACUUCUGGUUUCC